AGGUCACCGUUCCCUUUCCUGAACAGUUUGAUGGGGCAUCGGGCGGAUGACAGCGGGAACAGUUGUCAUCACUGGCGGAAUCCUAGCUACGGUCAUCCUCCUCUGCAUCAUCGCGGUCCUGUGCUACUGUAGGCUCCAGUAUUACUGCUGCAAGAAGAGCAGAGCCGAAGAUGCAGACGAGGAGGAGGAGGAGCACGACCUGCCUGCACACCCCACCUGUAAUGCCUGCAGCUCCCAAGCCCCGGACGGCCGCGUUGGCCUGGCGCCUCUCACCAGCGAGCCCUGCGGCCAGCCGUGCGGGGUGGCGGCCGCCCACUGCACCACCUGCUCCCCGUACAGCUCCCCCUUUUACAUAUGGACGGCUGACAUGGUACCCAACGGGGGUGGAGGCGAGAGGCUCCCCUUCGCUCCUACCUACUACAAGGAAGGGGGACCGCCACCCUUCAAGUUGGCAGCGCCCCAGAGUUACCCGGUGACGUGGCCGGGCUCUGGGCGCGAGGCCUUCACCAAUCCAAGGGCUAUUAGUACAGACGUGUGA
This is a messenger RNA of Nyctereutes procyonoides (raccoon dog), 538 nucleotides long. It is a transcript of the gene FAM163A, whose product is annotated as family with sequence similarity 163 member A. The record is from RefSeq and is a predicted model, not a curated record. NCBI's taxonomy places the organism in Eukaryota, Metazoa, Chordata, Mammalia, Carnivora, Canidae. The transcript has 3 exons. The coding region runs from base 47 to 538 and encodes 163 amino acids.